Messenger RNA from Coffea arabica (coffee), 1108 nucleotides. Its product is annotated as borneol dehydrogenase, mitochondrial-like. The record is from RefSeq and is a predicted model, not a curated record. Gene Ontology annotation, molecular function: oxidoreductase activity. NCBI's taxonomy places the organism in Eukaryota, Viridiplantae, Streptophyta, Magnoliopsida, Gentianales, Rubiaceae.
GCUUGGCUAUAAAAUGGGGCUAGGUUUUGGCAAAGACGCACACCAACUUCUCUCUCAUUUCUAGCUCAAGUUCACAAAGGAGUUAUCAUCACUUAAUGGCUAAUCUUUCAUCAGAAGCUCAGGUUGGCAAAAGGUUGGAAGGUAAGGUCGCUCUGAUCACUGGCGCAGCUCAAGGCAUAGGUGCUUGUAUGGCAAGAGUGUUCGUCAAUCAUGGGGCUAAAGUAGUGUGUGUUGACAUAAAUGAAGAGCUGGGGCGAUCUGUAUGUGACGAUUUGGGCGCCGAAAAUGCAUCUUUUCUCUAUUGUGAUGUAACCAAGGAAUCAGAUAUUGAAAAUGCAAUUAACAGGACCGUUCACGAGCAUGGGAAGCUGGAUAUCAUGAUCAACAACGCUGGCAUAGCAGAUGAAGGAAAAACUAGCAUCCUAGACAACGAUCUUUCCGAUUUUGAACGUGUGAUGCGGGUUAAUCUCUCAGGUGUUUUCCUCGGCAUCAAACAUGCAGCCCGGGCGAUGAUCCCAACGCGAAGUGGGAGCAUCAUUAACCUGGGAAGCAUUUCAGGAAGCAUUGGAGGGAUAACCUCCCAUUCAUAUUCGAGUUCAAAGCAUGCUGUCGUGGGCUUGACAAGAAAUGCUGCUGCAGAGCUUGGGAAGCAUGGAAUCAGAGUCAACUGCUUGUCUUCUCAUGUUGUUUUGACACCACUGUCCCAGAACUUCUUCAAUUUUGGUGAAGAAGGACAAUCACGAGUUUACACAAACCUUGAAGGGAUGGUCUUGAAGCCUGAAGAUUUAGCCAAUGCUGCUGUUUAUCUGGCUAGUGAGGAGGCAAGGUUCAUGAGUGGACACAAUCUUAUGUUGGAUGGAGGAUUCACCGUCACAAAUCCAGCUUUUGGAUUGUUUUCAAGAUUCUAGUGCCUUCUUGAUGUAGUUCAGGAUUAAUUAUAUUCCUUGAAAACGUAAAAGCAACUAUAAAUUCCUGGACACUGGAAUUUAGCCAAACUUGAAUUCUGAUUUUUUUUUUUUUUAUCUGCAAUGUAAUUGGCUUGAUCACAAGUUACACUUUUUCUAUAAGUUGCGUAUUAUUCUAAUUACAUUAAUUAUUCUAAUGAUAA